This is a messenger RNA of Aphidius gifuensis, 6836 nucleotides long. RefSeq names its product protein escargot-like (gene scrt). The transcript has 2 exons. Lineage: Eukaryota; Metazoa; Arthropoda; Insecta; Hymenoptera; Braconidae. The record is from RefSeq and is a predicted model, not a curated record. The coding region runs from base 1186 to 2841 and encodes 551 amino acids. Gene Ontology annotation, biological process: regulation of DNA-templated transcription. Gene Ontology annotation, molecular function: RNA polymerase II cis-regulatory region sequence-specific DNA binding; DNA-binding transcription factor activity, RNA polymerase II-specific.
UAAAUUUAAAACAAUCAUUUUUCCUUUUGUUUUUUCAUUUUAUCAUAAAUAAAAUACUAUAUUUUAUAAAACAAAGGUAUAUAUUAAAAGUUUCUUUAUUUAUUGUUUAUAUUAUUUGUUUAAAUAAUAUUUGAUUUUUGAGAUUAAUUUUUCUUGCAAAUUAAACAUAUAUAAAGGUAUUAUUAUUUUUAGUAUUCAAGUAGUGUGAGUAAAGGUUCGAGUGGACACGUUAGUGCGCAAGUACAAUUUUUAUCCCCCACCCUUGUUGUGUUUUUUUUUUUUUUUGAAUCAUUUUUUUUUUCGUUUUUCGAAUAUAUAUGUGUGUGUGAUACGUAGAUAUAUAUAUUUCAUCCCUUGCCACCGCCUCAACAGUCACUGCUGCACCCCGUUACGCGUUGUGUAUACAUAUUUUUAAUUUAAAAGUGGGGUACAUUGAAAUAUUCGUUGGGGCUCAUAAUAACGAGUGGCAGCAGCGAAACAACAUCAUCAAGUGGCAACAGAUAGUAACGCGUUUAAUUUUUCAAAUACAAACACACACACACCAAACACCACACAACAACGACAUCGACGUCUUCUUCGUCUCUUUCAUUAUUAUUAUGUUUUUUUAAAUAAAAAAAAAUAUAAAAUGGAGGAGUAUAUUUAUUUGCAAUAUAAUUAAUUGUAAAAAAAAUAAGCAAUAAAAGAAAAUAAGUAAUAAAGUUAUUGUGAUAAUGCUGAAUAGGCACAUCAUCACAAAAGAGAAUAAUUAUUAAGAGAUAAUUAAUAGAUAAAGGAAAAAGGAAAAAAAAGGUACGAAAGAAAAGUGCAAAAAAAAAUAAAUCAGUCCAAAUGAUGGUGGCAAAUAUAAUGCUUGAGAUUUAGAGCCGAUGACGAGGUGCCGUGGUUCUAUAACACCACCAAAGCCGGAUCGUAAUGCGGAUCGUCAACAGAGAAGACUGAAAUUUAGAGUUAAAAAAAUUCGACGAAGACGUCGUCGGUGUCGUGUUGUUGGUGGUGUAUAAAUAUAUAUUAUUAUUUAUAAAUAUAUAAUUUUUUUUUUCUCGUGUGGGUGUGUGUGUGGGAGGUGAAUAAAAAGUGUAUAUUGUUUUUCUUAAAAAAAACCCAACGAAAAUCAUAAGAAAAAAAUUAAAAUAAUAGUUUUGAUAUAUUAUUAAAAAAAAGGGGGUGAAUUUCUAGUCAUUAAAAAUGCCACGCUGUUUAAUGGCAAAAAAAUGGAAGGCAUAUCCUUGGCCUGAUAGACAAGAUGAUGAAGAUAAUCAAGAUAAUGAAAAUUGUUUAGAAAAAACAACAACAACAACGAGUGAGAGUGAAUUGAUUGACACCGUCCGUGAAAGAAGACGAAUGAUUGUUGAGACUGAGGAUGAGGAGAUUGACGUUGUUGGUGAUAGUGGGAACGAUGGCAACAGGGCGAGUCAGCAGACAUGCUGGGGACCCCACAGCCCCACUGCCGGCACCACCGCCCCAAGUCCACCACCACUCAAUGCCUCGGGGGCACUUUACUAUCAUGGGUAUACACACGAGUCAUGGUUACAUCAUGAGGAACCACCAAAAUAUGCAACACUUCGAUCAGCUGCAGAAUUGGCACGUCCCAUAAGUGAAUCACCUACUCCUGAUUCAAAUACUACAAUAUUAACACCACCACCAACAUCUUCUUCUUCUUCUUCCUCAUCAUCAUCAUUAUCAUCACCAUCAUCACCACCAGUUUCUCUACAAACAUCAUCAUCACAAAUUCAAAAUAUUCCAAGAAAUAAAAGUCUUGCAAUGUGUUUUACAAGUACUGGAACAGCAUUGUCUUUACCACCAAAGAAAAAAGAUAUUUAUCGUCCAUAUAGUCUUCAGCCUUGCAAUGAUAUUAUAAGAAAUUCAGCUGAAGAAGAAUUAUCAGCAGCACAAGCAAUAUUGGAUUUAAGUGCAUCACCAGCAGCUCCAAAUAAUUCUAUAUUUAUUCAUACAUUAUCAAUACCACCACCAACACCAGUUAUUCAACAAACACAACCACAACAAUCAUCAUCAUCAUCAACAACACAAUCAGUAAUAACAAUUCAUCAACCAACACCAAUUCCAGUUUCUGUACUAGUACCAGUACCAUCACAUAAUAAUAUACGUCAAGAUCAGAAUACAUCAGAAACAGAAUUAUCAAUUGAAAUAAAUUCUGAUGAUACAAAUAGCAAUAAUGGAAGCAAUAAAACAGUAGCAUAUACUUAUGAAGCAUUUUUUGUAUCUGAUGGAAGAUCAAAACGUCGUUCAACAACAGCAUCAUCAUCAUCAUCAUCAACAACAGCAACAGCAGCAACAGCAACAGCAGCAAUACCAGAAAAAGAAGCAUCACAACCAGAAAGACCAAAAUUUACAUGUACUGAAUGUGGUAAACAAUAUGCAACAUCAUCAAAUUUAUCAAGACAUAAACAAACACAUAGAAGUUUAGAUUCACAGUCAGCUAAAAAAUGUAUACAUUGUGGUAAAGCAUAUGUUAGUAUGCCAGCAUUGGCAAUGCAUGUAUUAACACAUAAAUUAGCACACAGUUGUGGUGUUUGUGGAAAAAUGUUUUCACGUCCUUGGUUAUUACAAGGACAUUUACGUAGUCAUACUGGUGAAAAACCAUAUGGUUGUGCACAUUGUGGUAAAGCAUUUGCUGAUCGUUCAAAUUUACGUGCACAUAUGCAAACACAUUCAUCAGAUAAAAAUUAUGAGUGUUCAAGAUGUCAUAAAACAUUUGCUCUCAAAUCGUACCUGAAUAAACAUCUUGAAUCAGCAUGUUUACGUGAUGAUGAAAUGCAAUUAUCAGAACAAGAUACAGCAUCAUCUGGUCAUCAUUCACCACAAUUAAAUCGUGGAUUGUAGCAUACUGAUGAUGAUGAUAAUGAAAGUUGUCAUAGUUAUUUAGAUAGCUAGCAACUUUUAAAUGAGUAAACACAACAAUACUCACAGUUAGAUGAAAAUAUUCAAUUAAAUUAAAUUUAUUAUAUGCAACAGCAAAUUUUAAAAGAGCCAGUACAAGCCAGAUUUAACUGGAAUUUAAAGAAAUUUAAUUGUCAAUUUGAUGAGCUAUUGAUGCUUGAAAAAAAAAAUACGAUAAAUAAUACUGUUGAGUGCUUAUUUUAAUUAAUUGAAAUGUAGAUUAAGUAGAAAAGUGCCAGUUUACGGAGCUUUUGCGAGUCUUUGAUUUUGCGUGGGACCCAUCAAACUAAUCAAAUAUUCCUAGGAAUAAACAGUCAAAAAAAAAAAAAAAAAAUUAACAGACCUAGGAAUUAUGAAAAUGUCUGCGUUUUACCAAACAAGAAAAAAAUAAAAAAUCUAAAUUUAUCAAAUGGCAUACAAAAACCUCCAUAAUGCCAUUUUUUUUUUUUUUUUGUAGAAAAUAAGUAGAAAAGUGCCAGUAGUCAAAGAAAGAAAACAAACAAAAAAAUUAAUUAAUUAAAAUUUCAUUUAAAAAAAUAAAGAAGAAAAAAAAAAAAAAAAAAAAACGUCCAAUAAUUGUUAAGUCAAAGAUAAACAACAAAUAUUACAAAAAAAAAAAAAAAAAAUUCAUCGAACUUGCUUGUGACGUCCACAAUGAUACGCAGUUCUAGUCAUUCUAGUCGAUUUGUUUAUACCCCUAUAACAUAGGGUAUUAAAUUAAUAAUAAUAAUAAUGAUAUAUAAAUAUACAAAAAUAAAAAAAAUAAAAAUAUAUACAUAAACGAAAAAAAAAAACCAAAAAAAAACCAAAUAAACAAAAAAAAAAAAAAUGCAAAAAAAUAUAUAUAUAUAAAUUAAUUUUAACAAGAAAAAAAAUAUAGUUUAAUUAACAAGCAUUAGUUAAUGCAAACGAGGUUUGUAAAUACAUAUAUAUAUUUAAAAAAAUCAAUGAAAAGACAUUGAUGAAAUAAGAAAGACAAAGAAGGAAAAAACAUUAGCUGGCCAAGUUGAAAAGUCGUGCAAAAAUAAGUACACAAAAGUUGGUAAAUCUUUGACUAAAACUAUAAUCUUUUAAUCUAAAUUUUUUCCCUCUUUAAACUGACUUUUUAUCUGUAUAAUUUUUUUCUCCAAGUUAUUUUGACUUUUCAUAACAACAAGUAUUUUUUAAAAAAAUUAUGGCCUCUAUUAAAAAGCCACAUUUAUUUAUGGUAGUUUAUGUUCGUCACAUUAAUGGAUGCGGUAAAGUCUCAGUCUCACCCUCAAUAUUCACCCUAUAUAUUUUAUCGUAUAUACAUUUAUUUAACAUUGGCUUCACAACUUUAUUCAACAUCACGUGAUAUUCAUGACAAAGAACAUGUUAAACUUCAAUAAAAUUAUCAUUUAUUUAAUUUACUCUAAAUUUUAUAAACAAUAUACGCAACAACUUGUCGCAUCUAUUUAUCCUCAAAUAUAAUUUGUCAUAAAACAUUUUACAAUAGAAGUAAUAUUAAAAAAAAUAUAUAAAAAUUCCAUCAAGAGUCAAAGAUUAAAUAUAUUUUUGAUUCUUCAAUAAAAUUGUGGUUUAAUUUUUAAUAAUUACAUGAAUAUGUAAUUUAAAAAAAAAAAAAGUUUAAACAUAUAUAUAUUGAAAUACGAGAUAAGAGGUGAAUAAAUCUCGAAGCAAUGUUUCGGAAACAACGAAUUAUGAUAACAUCGAAAUAUAUUUAUUCAUAUAUUAAUUAAAAAAAAAAAUUAUAUAAUAAUUCCGAGGUGCAUGCUUAUUUUAGGCGCUUUAAAAAAACUUAACAAAAAAGAAAAUAAAAUUCACAAUUAAGCAAUAGUUUUUUGCAUGUCAUGUAGAAAACACACAUUUACUUUUUUUUUAAAAAAAAAGUAAUAAUAAUAAUACCAAAUUUAGUAUAUAUAUUUUUCAUUACGUUGAUAAUUUUUUUUUUCUUUUUCUUUUUUUUUGCUGAUUAAAAUGUGCAUGCUAUUAAACAGUAAUUAAAAAUAAUUACAAAAUAAACGCAGAAUAAAUAUUAUAAACUAGUCAUUAUUAAAAUCAAAUUAAACAAAAAAUUCCAAGACAUUUUUUAAUGUCAAAUAAUAAUAAUAUUAUAUAAAUUUCGUAAAAACGAAUAGUUAUAAAUAAUAUUUUUACGUAGAAUAUAUAUAAAAUAUCAUAAAUAAUAUAUAUCUACACAAAAUAAUAACAAAAAAAAAAAUUAUAAUAAUUUUCGCUUUGAAAUAAAAUUUCAUUAUAGAUAAAUAAAUUUAUCAUUGAUUUAAAAAUAGAGCAAUAAAUAUAAGCAAUAUUCUUAUCAUAAAAAUAAAACUAUAAUAUUUAUUCGUGUCAAUAUGAAGAAAAAUAAAAAUUGUCGAUUAAUAUUUAGCUCUAAUUUUGAAUGAAAAAAAAAAAAAGAAAAACAAUGGCAUACUGUUACAGCAUCAUAAAGUCAAAUUAAUAUAAAUUUAUUAUUAAUUUAUUAUUAAUUUAGUUAAUUAUUAAUUAUAAGUUCUAGUCAAAUUUUAAUUUUUAAAUAAUUUUGUUAUAAUUUCAGUGAAUUUUUUAAAAUGCUAGUCUCAUUUAUUUAUUUUAAUGUAUUUUAAAUUAUUAUUUAUUAUGUCAAUACAACGAAUUAUGAUUUAUUAAUUUGUUUUUAUUUAUUUAUUUAUUAUAAACAACUUGUGUAUAAUUUAAAUAAUUUUAUAUUUUUUUUUUUCAUAGCAAAAUUAUGGGAACGCUUAGCUGGAAUUAACGAAAGAAGAGCAUAUCUAGGCUUUGUCCUUCUUCGUAAUUAAAAAUAAUAAUUAAUAAUACGGGAUUAUAAAAUUUAAUUAAAAAAUAAUAUUAAUAAAAAAAAUAGUUUAUAUACGAAAAGCUCAACCCCUGUUAUCGCGAGUCCAACGUUACUAGAGGUGCUCAAAAAUUACGUGUACAAAAGAAAAUAAUGAUUUAAAAAAAAUAAAUAAAAAAUUCAUAUUUAAAUUAACGAGAAAUUUAAAAAAAAAAUAAUAAUAUUUGAUGAAAAUAUUUAUUGAUAUAUUAAUAGAUCAUUUAGAAUAUUUGUAGAUUAUUUUAAUUAAGCUUCACUCUUGUAUCGUAUUGACUCUGACUUUUCGUUUUUUUUCAUUUUUGUUUUUUUAAACGAGAACGCUUGACCGGAUUUAUUUUAUCUUGCAUAAUUGUUCCGGUAUAUAUUUUCAUUGAAAAGAAAAAUAAUUAACAGUCUAAUUUUCCUCAAUUUUCUGUGUAUUUUUUUUUUUUUUUUUCAAUUAAGAAACGAGUAUAUUUACGAAGUGAGAUGCUAAUGAUCUUGUGUUGAUAAAUGUAAAUUAAAUAACAGGCUUUAAUUUUUAUAAUUUGUUUCAAUAAUUUUUGAAAACUCUGUAUCUCUUUCUAAAAAAAAAAAAACAUGUGUUGACUUAAAUACACAUGAUUUUAACCGUCCCACUGAAUUAAAAAAUUCGAAACCUGAUAAAUUAUCAGACUGAUGCAGGUUAUUACUGAGGGAACAUUUUUCGUUAAUAUUUAGCAAAAAAAAGACCUUGUUUGAAAUAGAAAAGAAAAAACCAUCAGGAUAAAUUUUUAACUUAUGUAACUAGACAUUAGACCUAGACAAACCUAGAUAAAUUCAUUUAGAAAAAAAAAAAAAAAACGAUAAAUAAAAGCAACAAUUAAAUAAGAUUAAAUAAAUAAUGCGCUUAUGAGGGACGAACAUUGUGUUCAGAUAUAUAGUCUUAGUUAACAUCUGAAUUGAUUUUGAAUAAUAAAUAUUUAUUUACAAAUUUAAUUAAUUAAUAUUUUGCAUUGUAAAAAAUUAAUAACUAAAAUAAAUAUACUCCAUCUGUUUUUAGUUCACCUGAAAAUUAAUUAUAGGUGUUGCCAUUGGUGAAAACACACACACACAGUGACGUUAUUAUCUGAUUGUAGAUUAAAAAUUUAAAAAAAAAAAAAAA